Ectocarpus sp. CCAP 1310/34 is the source of this 2562-nucleotide messenger RNA. The record is from the annotation of a GenBank genome assembly. NCBI's taxonomy places the organism in Eukaryota, Phaeophyceae, Ectocarpales, Ectocarpaceae.
GUUUCCACCUCUUUGGAUGUUCCCCCUGAAAACGCACACCACGCCAGCAGCUAUCAUUAUUGGCCUCUUUCCUCCUCGCAUCACUGCUCUCAUCUUCCGUCCUUCCGGCAAAAGUCGCACCACCACUCACCACCUUCAGGCGCGCGUCCGUUGGACAAACACGUUGUACUCCGCAGGUAGCUGUCUUCGACCAACAAAGCAGCAACAACGAGCCUCCAGCUGAACGACAACGUCAACAACAACCUGUUGCAACUGCUGCUGCUGUGUCAUACAUCCCGACGAAACCAUGAGCACUGAGCAGCAGCCGCCACGGGGCCUCGACGACUUCUGGCAAGAACCUUGGGCCCAGGACACCUGGGUGUCGACGAUCAGCCAGAACCCGGCAGCCCAAGGCCUUCAGCCGUCCGGUUGGAUGUACACAAGUCACCCAGGAAAGCAAGACAGCUUGGACUUCGACUUGGGCUCUAGCUUCUCCCAGGCAUCCAGCGAGGACCCCCCGUCCCCCGGCUCACCCCCCGUCAACCACGGGCAAUGGAACAGAGGCAGCACCGCGAGCAGCUGCGGCGGCAUCAGCGUCAGUGGCGGCGCAGGCCACCAGCCCAUCGAGCAACACCAUCAUCACUACCACCACCACCACCAUGCCCCGAUAGCGAGUCCCGCAUCCCUUUCGUCCACGCUACCGAUGACACCCCCCCCCGGGCUCGCCCACGAGCGAGUCGUCUACCCCGCUGCUGCCGCCGCUGCUGCCAGCGGCGGCGGCGGCGGCGGCGUUCCUCACCCCCACGCUCACGGUCAGUCACUCCUCGCCACAAUGGGGGCCCGGUCAGGUACGAGCCGAUCGUCAAGUGUCGAGUCUGACACUUCGCCCGCCCUGAGCCUCUACGGGGGGGCUGGCGGCGGCGGCGGGGUCGGCGGCGGAGGCGGGCCUUGCGCUUUCCAGAUCUCGGGCUACCGCACGUUGGAGCUGCUCCCCACGGCGCAGCAACGGCAGACGCUGCAGAAGUGGUUCGGCGUCGUCCGGUGGAUCCACAAUCGCGCCGUCGAUGCCCUCCGCGUGGACUCGAGCGUUUCCGCCACCUGCCUCCGGGCGGCGGUGGCCGAGUCCGAGUCCGAGCACGAGUGGGCGGCCGCGGUGCCCCUGGCCAUCCGCGACGCGACGGUGGCGCAGCUCGUGGGAGCGCUUCACCUCGCGCAGCGGUCGGCGGAGGUCGCGGCGGCCGCUACCGGGGAAGCCGUGUUGGCGGAGCCCCUGGGGACUUCGGCGCAGAACAAGGCCCUCAAGUACCGCACCAGGAAGGACAGGCUGGAGCAGAUCGUUCUUCGGGCGGACGGGUUCCAGUAUGGCAUCCCCUACCCGGACUACUUCGGAUACGCGCCGUUGGCUUCGUCGGUGCCGAUCCCGGAUCGUCUGCCGUCCGACGCCAUCCUUGUACGCAGCACGGAGCGGUUCUACCUGUGCAUCCGGGAAGCGUGUUAACCUGCGCGAGUGGGUCAGCAUUCGUACGCCGCCAGAAUACGUCAGUCGGCGGCCAACCAGGCCCCCCCUUGUUUUUUGCAGGCACCAGGGGGGUAAAAAUAGUGGUAGUUUUGGUGUUUUUCGCGUUCUUGCGUGGUGUUGCGCGCGCGAGUGCUCCGCCUGCUUUGUUUCGCUGCGCGUGAGGUGACUGUUGGGUGAGGUGACGUGUGCGUGCGAACGGAGUACUUAAGUUUGCGUCCAUUUCGAUAAGAAAGAGGAGAGUAGAGAGUAAAUCCCCGUGGGAGGAAGAUGCGAGACGGGAGAACCGGACCGGUCUAUCUUGUUCCUGCUACGCGCGUAAGUUCGGGUGGGGUCUAUCCGUGCAAGCAUUUUGCGGUAGGUAACUGCAGCAGCUUUGUUGCUUCCCAAGCGCUCGCUGUCUCUGUUCAUCAUUCUGUUCCAAUGCCAAUUUCUCUCUUCUGAUGGUGGAACAUAGUCGAGAGUGCUGCUGUAGAUAUCCAUCAGUCAUUAACCUGGCUCUUACACUUGCAUUUAUCAGUGUGUACUUUUCUGCGCUCGCAGUGCGAGCAUCUUGCAUGUCUUUGUGUGGGUACGGGGGAGAGAAUGAAGACGAGGGCAGAAGUUGGCGCUAUUUUUACACAAGCACGCGCGAGCGCGUUCUGUCCGUUGCACCCGUCUGCUCGUGCAUGUUGUUCAUGCUUGUGUCAUUGUGUUUUUGUCGCCCGUUUCGUUGUUGUAUCUAACUCUACGCUCUUCCCGAUCGGGGAAAAACCUGUGCCGUGAACGACUCUGGUAUAUUGGAAUCGUUUUUUUUUCUUUUCCGUUCUAGUCGGUGGUGGGAGUUUUAGAGGGUGGUCGGUGGGGGGCUCAGCUUUGAGCGGUCGAUUAGUUAGACCUCAACCUGUUUAUUUUUCUUACUAUCUUCCGAAAAUUGUGAACCCGUUUUUGGUGCCGUUCAAUGUCGAGGCCGCUAGCCCUUACUUUAGUAGGGCGCAGAAUAAUCAGGGCUUGCUUUUGUUCGACUGCUGGUGUGGACUGGGUUUUUCCAGUUUUUUUUUUGUUUGACGUUCGCUAGCGCGUCCGGG